This is a messenger RNA of Misgurnus anguillicaudatus (oriental weatherfish), 1434 nucleotides long. Lineage: Eukaryota; Metazoa; Chordata; Actinopteri; Cypriniformes; Cobitidae. The record is from RefSeq and is a predicted model, not a curated record.
UUUUGGCUCGGCGGCCAAUCAGGGGUCGAGUUCGGGUUUGUUGUCGGUGGUGAUGACAUGAAAAUAUUUGUUGUUACUGGAAGGAGAGCGAGGCGAGAGCGUGCAGGAAGGGCCUGGCAGGGACGCUCGGUAUUCAAGAUCGUUUACGCGUCGCACGGGUAAAGAGCAAGACGGGAGUCGCGGAGCACCGAAUAGCGGCGAUGUCGGUGAAUAUGGACGAGCUGAGACAUCAAGUGAUGAUUAACCAGUUUGUUUUGACUGCGGGCUGCGCGGCUGAUCAGGCGAAGCAGCUGCUGCAGGCGGCGCACUGGCAGUUUGAGACGGCUCUGAGCUCUUUUUUCCAGGAGGCCAACAUCCCCAGUCAUCACCAGAUGAUGUGUACUCCACGCAACACACCAGCCACUCCACCGAACUUCCCCGACGCAAUCACCAUGUUCUCCAAGCUGCGGACGUCUGAAUGUUCGGGCACCGGUGGAUCCUCCGGCCAGGUGUCCAUGGCGUGCUCUCCACCCCCACACUCCUCGGCACAGGGAUUCGGCUCUUUCUGGGCCUCGUCGCCCCCCAGUCACCAGCCGGUUUGGCUGCCUCCGUCCUCUCCCACGGGUCACCACGCGCUUCAUCAUCAUCACCAUCACAUGCACCAGCCACCCACGUGGCCGCCCGUCUCCCAGCCCACUAACGCCCAGCAGACCCCCGUCUUUUCAGCCCUGCAUGGCCAGAGAUGAGACUCGACGGUGGGAAGGCCGGAGGGAUGAAUUAGCGUGUUGUGGAAAGGACAUGGUACUCUUUGGUUCUGUUUUCUAAACGAACGAUUGCAAGAUCUUUUGUUCUUUAUAUCUAUUGUCGAUCUCAAUUCUGUUCAAACCUGGGAAGAACCACUAUAAAAACAAAUUAUGGAAGUUAAAGAGUACCCAAAAAAAUGGGAUUUUUCUUUGUUUCCUUUUAUCGGUGGAAGGAAGUCAGCCACGGACGACGAUAUGAGUUUGCAUGCGGAUGGAGAUUUCUCAUCAUCUUGUUUUUUGGCGCUGUACUCGGACUUUUUCUCCUCUGUAGCGUUGUGUCGGCAACAAGCACUCGCAAUAAAACCGCCGACUGACAAGUCACAUAUCAUGACGAUCAUGCUGUUUUUUUAUCCCAGAACCAGGAGAAAUUAGUGUUUGAAUUCAGAACAAUGAGGCCACUUUAUGACAACACAUCACAUCAUAUAUUUAGUGUAUGGACACUGAGACACUAAGUUAAGUUUGUAUCAAAAAAGUUUCAUUUUUGGUCUAUGAAUUGAAAAGAUAUAUAUAUAUAUAAAUGUUGCAAUAUUUCUGGGAAGAAUUUAUUCCGAUGACUCCAGGUAUCACAACACUGUCCAUUAUGUUUGAUUAUACAGUAAUUAAUUUAAAUAUGCAAAAUUAUUUCCUUUUGAUUAAAAAUUUUGAACUUUUA